AUGAAUACAACAGUAGAAAACAUUGAUUAUAAAUAUUAUAUUAUAAAACGAUCGGUUCCAGAUAGUUUUGGUACACAAUUAACACAUGUUUGUCGAUUAUUUCGUUUUUAUUCAAGUGUUAUUCUUGUCAUUGUUGGUAUGAUUGGUUCUUUACUUUCAAUAAAAGUAUUUUCAUCAACAAAAAUUCGACGAAAUUCAUCUAAUGAAUAUCUUAUUACAAUGAGUUUUGUUGUGGCUUUAUUAUUAUUUAAUUUCUUUUGUGAUGAAGUACUUCGAUCACUUGUAUAUGAUUUUCAUGUUGAUUUACCAUUAAAUCUUGUCGAUUUAUCUAAACCACUUUGCAAAUGCUCAACUUAUUUUCGUCAUACACUACGUUUUGCCGCUAAUUGGAUUGUUGUUGCAUUUACAUUAGAACGUCUUAUUGUUGUAUAUUUUCCUUUACAAACAUCAGUCUUAUGCAAUCCACGUAGUGCUAGACGAAUAUGUUUAUUUAUAUUAAUUAUUUCAUUUUUAUUACCAAUUUAUUCAUUUCUUAUGUCCGAUAUAAGUAAUGUUGGAAAAACUCAUGUAUUUGAAUGUGAUAUAAUGGAUAAAUAUAAAACAAUUUAUGUUUAUUUAACAAUUAUUUAUGGAAAUUUAACUUUAACAUUUCCUAUAUUAAUUGUUUGUAUUGUUAAUAUAUUAACUGUUCGACAAUUAUUACAUGCUGGACGUUUACGAAAAAAACAACAACAAUUAAGUCAAACAAAAAAAGUUGAUAGCGCAAAUAAUGAAUAUGUAAAUAUGAUUCUUAAAAAUCAAUUAGAAAAUGAUAAAGUUACAUGGAUGCUUGUUGUUAUAUCAAUAACAUUUGGUAUAUUAAAUUUUCCAUAUUUCAUUUUUUGGUUAGUUGUUUGUAUAAUGCGUGUACGUGGUCAAACUCCAUCAGCAUAUAUCAUAUCAGGAAAAAUGAUUGCAGAAGUUUUGUAUUUACUUAAUUAUAGUUUAAAUUUUUUUCUUUAUGUUAUAUCAAGACGAACUUUUCGUAAAGUUUUAAUCGAAAAAAUGCGAUGGCGUUGUGAUUGCUUUGAACAAUGGCGUUUAAAUGAAAUGCGUCUCGAUGCUGCAUUACGUUCUCAACAAACAUCAAGAGAAAUAAAUCCACAAAAUGGAAAUGGAAAUGGAAGUACAAAUAUACCACAUAGUGAUGUGCAUUUACUUGAUAACUUAUCUCGCGAUGAAUAUUCAUCUCCUACAGAAUCGGCUUUUUUUACUUCAUCAAUCGUUUCAUCCAAACAACAACAUAAUAAAAAAAUGUCGACAAAAAGUCAAACGAAUUAUUCAAAUAAUACAGUGAACAAAUCAUUCAAGAAAAAAUUAUUUAAAGAAAAUUUGAUUGAUACAAAAAUUAAUCAAAAGACUUUAUCAUUUUAUUUAUUACCACAAAAAUUAACAAAUAAUUUGAAUGCAAUUCAAUCAACACCUACUACGAAAUCCAUUGAUUUCGAGUCAAAUAAUAAAUUAUUACUUGAUACUAAUGCACAACCAUCAAAUUUAACUUUAAUCGAACAAAAAAAUAUUCCAUUCUAUAUCGAUAAUUCAGUGAAUAUCGAACCAAAUCAUAAUGAUUCUAAAUCAAUUAUAAAAAGUUCUUAUCGAAUUCCUAGUCCGACAAUUCUUCUACCCGAAGAAUUUUCCACAUCAUCAAAAACUAUUACAAAUAGUAAUAUGAUUAUUAAUAAAAUUCAACGAUCGACACUAAUUGAUAGUAAUCGAAAUUUAUUAUUAUUUAGUCAACCAAAUAUAUUUCAUUUAAAUAUUCAUUCAAUUGAUAACACAGAAGAAUUUAUAUCAAAUUCUAAUAAAAUUUCAACAUCAAGUAUAAAUAGUUUGAGUUCUAUUCAAGCAUUAUCAUCACCACAACUUUCAUUAUCUCCUCAACAAUUACCAACAUUUCAUUUUGAACGAUCGAAUAUGCAUAAGAAAGGUCAAGAUAGUAUUUUAUCAGUUCAACAAAUUUUUCCUAUGAAAAAAUCAUCUGUAAAACUACCUGGACUUAUUGAUAAAACAAUACAUUCAAAUACAUAUAGUCCUAGUCCAACAAUAUCAUUAUCACAAAUGUCAAAUGAUAUUGUGAAUGAUUUUCAUAGUAAUCCAAUGUCAAAUAUUUCUCCAGAUUUUGAAUCAUCACCAUUUCAUUUAUUUCGUAAGAAAAUAGAUAAUGAAAAUAUUCAAUUUGAAUUUGCUCGUGAAAAUUCAUCAUUUGAAACUUCAUCUCAAACAAGAAUACAUCAUGAAAUAAAACAUAAACCAGAAUCAUUAUGGAAAACAAAAUUAACAUUAAAAACUUUACUUUCAAUGGCUAAUAGAGAUCAAGCUCAAGCAUUAAAAGAUAAAAAACCUAUUGAUUAUCAUAUGUUUCUUAGUAAUAAAUUAAAUAAAAAUUCUUUUUUUCAAUAUAAUGAUCAUAUUGAUACAAAAUUUACUGCUAAUAAUAAACAUACAAUUAUACAACAAUUUAAUGAACAAGAUUAUCAAGAAACUCGAAAAUUAUAUAAACGUUUAUUGAAUACAAUGAUAUUACGCAAACCAAUAAAUAUUAAACAACCUAAAUCUAUAACGUCAAUCAAACAGAUAAAAACAAAAUAUAAGAAUAAAAUACAAUCAUCAAAUAUAGGUCAAGAAAAUGUUCUUUUAUCCUCUAAUGAUUCUAUUCAAUAUUUAACAAAUAAUGAAUAUGAAAAACCUAUACUUAUUACUUAUCAAGCAGUACCAGUGUCAAAAUUCAAUAAAUGA
Rotaria sordida is the source of this 2775-nucleotide messenger RNA. The record is from the annotation of a GenBank genome assembly. NCBI's taxonomy places the organism in Eukaryota, Metazoa, Rotifera, Eurotatoria, Philodinida, Philodinidae.